AUGCGUGCGUGCAUUGAAUUCGAGGGCGCUGCGCAGGGCGGGCCAUAUGGCGGCGGCGGCUACGGCGGCGGCGGCGGCGACUGGGGCGGCGGCGGCGGCGGCUAUGGCGGCGGCUACCAGCAGGGCGGCGGCGGCUACCAGCAGGGUGGCUAUGGCGGUGGCGGCUACGGCGGCGGCCGCGGUGGCGGCGGCUACCCGCCCCAGGGCGGCGGCUAUGGCGGCGGCGGCUACUAA
Molecule: messenger RNA, 234 nt
Organism: Monoraphidium neglectum
Lineage: Eukaryota; Viridiplantae; Chlorophyta; Chlorophyceae; Sphaeropleales; Selenastraceae
Exons: 5
Coding region: 1-234 (77 amino acids)
Source: RefSeq, a predicted model, not a curated record